Molecule: messenger RNA, 1322 nt
Organism: Teleopsis dalmanni
Lineage: Eukaryota; Metazoa; Arthropoda; Insecta; Diptera; Diopsidae
Gene: spz5
Product: protein spaetzle 5
Exons: 5
Coding region: 51-1166 (371 amino acids)
Biological process (GO): central nervous system formation; innate immune response; regulation of Toll signaling pathway
Cellular component (GO): extracellular region
Molecular function (GO): growth factor activity; Toll binding
Source: RefSeq, a predicted model, not a curated record
GGUGCUUUGCGCGCAAAACCAAAACAAAUGAAAAUACGUCCCAUGUAACAAUGAAGAGUAUUAUUAGUCUCAUUUUUAGAAGUUAUGGCAUUAGUUUUAUUUAUGUGAUAUUAGUUUAUACUUCAUCAGCACUUAGUUCACCCCCAUGCGGUCUCUAUGGAGCACCACCAUGUCAAUUUUUGCCAGCACCUCCGGGUCACACGCCCUCAUGUGCCAGACCGGGAAAAACAUAUUGCGAACAUGUCGACAAUUAUCCAACAUAUCUCAUCAAGCAUCUCGUACACAAAUGGGGCUUCGAAGCCAAAAAUCUGCUCGUAGAUGAGACAUGGGAUGAUUUUGCAUCAGUGGCGUGGCAUGAGACUCCAGUUUUCUAUGAUCCCGCAUACAUAUUCCCGCAACGACAUUACAAUGGUAACGCUAAUGACUUCAGCGGCUAUAAAUAUAUAACACCACCACUGGGUGGUGUUGGCGGCGGUAAAUAUAGUGACGACUCUUACCGGUCUUAUUCUAAGCAGCCAACAACUGAACAACCAACCUUUCUCUUCUACGGCACUAGUGGUUCACGUUUGAAUUUGAAUAAAAAUCAAGUGAAUCCAUUUCAUGGCAAUCUAAAAAGUACGCCAAAUAAUCCGACUUAUUGGCUGAAGCGCAUUGUGCGUGACAUCAGUCAUGGUUACACUAGUGCUGCAGAGAGCAAUCCUCUAACGGCUGCAGAUAAAACGAAAGCAAACAACACGAAAGACACUGAAACUGAAGGUGAAAAGCCUACCACAUCUCGAGAUGUUUCUCUCAAUAUGGAUCUCUUGGACAUUGUCGGCGUGAACAAGGAAGACAGUAAUUCACGUUCUAAACGUCAAAGUCCUGGUCGCUCAACUCUCUGUCAGACCACUUCACAAUUCAUCACUCCACAGGCCGCUCUAAAUAGCAAAGGAAACUGGAUGUUUGUGGUAAAUGAGGCCAACACUGCGCGUCAAAUGGUCAAAGCGGAAUUAUGCGCCUCGAACACCUGCUCCAAUCUCUGUCAACUGCCCAACGGCUACAAUUCCAGAUGCGAGCAGAAAUUCGUGCAGAAACGCUUAAUUGCGUUGCAGGGCAACGGUCAGAACCUCUACACGGACACUUUCUGGUUUCCCAGUUGCUGCGUCUGUACAAUAUCGGCAAAUUGAUUCCAAUUCAACGCAAAUAAAUCGCUUCAAUCAACUGCAAAACAAAGGCGACGGAAAACAAUAAAAUUACAGAUACAUUCAGCAAAAUGCAGAAAAGUUCAGAUAAACGCAAAAAAAAAAAUCAUUUCUACUGGUUCUUGUAAAUUUUUUCCAUUC